CGAAACGUCUUAACGAAACAGAGGAAAAAAAACACAUGUAUCCAUCUUUUCUCCAGCCACCGAUCUCCGGCUUCUCGCCGGAAUAUUCCCUCGAAUCCUCGACGGAAUCUUUCUCUUCCUCUCCAUAUUCUUUCAACGAAUACUCUCUCCCUUUCAACGAGAACGACUCAGAGGAAAUGCUUCUUUACGGCCUUAUCCAGCAAACGGUUCAGCAAAUCAAGCUCGAGGAGGUCUCUUCCUCCAUCGAAGAAGAGACUAAAAUCUCAAGAAAAGAUCAAGAGAAGUCAUAUAGAGGCGUUAGACGUCGUCCGUGGGGCAAAUUCGCCGCCGAGAUAAGGGACUCGACUCGAAACGGGAUCAGGGUUUGGCUCGGAACGUUCGACAGUGCGGAAGAUGCGGCUUUGGCUUACGACCAAGCCGCUUUUUCGACGAGAGGGUCUUCGGCGAUAUUGAAUUUCCCCGUGGAGAGAGUUCAAGAAUCGCUGAAGGACAUGGAGUGUAGCCACGAGGAAGGCUGUUCUCCGGUCGUGGUGUUGAAGAGGAAGCACUCUAUACGACGGAAAACGAUGAGCCGGAAGGGAAAAGAUGCCGAUUCCGAUCACCGGAGGGGAGUUAGGGUUGAUAAUGUGGUUGUGUUUGAGGAUUUGGGUGAAAAGUAUCUGGAGGAGCUAUUGAGAUCUUCUGAAAGUAUUGGGCCUUGGUGAAAUGUUUGAGAAAAUACGGGGCUACAUUUGUGAUUAAUUUUAAUUGUAACCGAGUGGAAUAUUCGUGUAUGCAGUUUUCAUCUUUGGGUCGAA
Molecule: messenger RNA, 797 nt
Organism: Tarenaya hassleriana
Lineage: Eukaryota; Viridiplantae; Streptophyta; Magnoliopsida; Brassicales; Cleomaceae
Product: ethylene-responsive transcription factor 1B-like
Biological process (GO): regulation of DNA-templated transcription; ethylene-activated signaling pathway
Molecular function (GO): DNA binding; DNA-binding transcription factor activity
Source: RefSeq, a predicted model, not a curated record